Messenger RNA from Leptopilina boulardi, 2162 nucleotides. It is a transcript of the gene CARPB, whose product is annotated as carbonic anhydrase-related protein 10. The coding region runs from base 769 to 1761 and encodes 330 amino acids. The record is from RefSeq and is a predicted model, not a curated record. The transcript has 10 exons. NCBI's taxonomy places the organism in Eukaryota, Metazoa, Arthropoda, Insecta, Hymenoptera, Figitidae. Gene Ontology annotation, molecular function: carbonate dehydratase activity; zinc ion binding.
AAAAAUCUAAUUUUUUUAACAGUGUAAAACUCGUCAUAUAUUAAUUCAAAAUUGCACGGAGGUUUUCAUUGCAAUAUUGAGGCAACAUAGCCGCAUUAUAUGUGCGAGAAUAAAUAAUAAAUUUAAAAGAAUAGAAGAUAAAAAGUAGUAAUAAAGUAAUUCAGAUAACGCAGCGGAGUUAGAAUGAAGGAAGGUUGCAAGAGCUUGCGCAGAUGUGAUAACAGCCCCUCAGUCCGGAGGGCAGUUAGUUGCUCCUUUGUCGUACCUUCAGCGCUUUUUAACAAAAUUAUUUCAAUCGAGUUUAGCGACACGAACCUCGCGAGUUCAUAGCAUCCCCAAGGAGGCGAAAAGAGAAAUACUUCCUCUUCGACGUUGUCUGGGGUCAGUAUUCGCUAAACUCGUUUUUAGAUAAUGCUUGCAAUUUAGACUAUAGGAGGUCCUUGCUGACAGGAUACUGCCAUAUCGUCGACACCGGUGGCAUUGUAAAGUCUAUUGCCAUUUAUUGAUUUCUAUAAAAUCUUCUUUUUUACAUAUAUUUUUAAGUGCGCGAGAUUAAAAAAUUAUUUAUUUCACUUUUUACUUUCUUCUAAGUGCAUUUAUGACGCUUUAAUUAUAUAUAUUUCGACAAUGGUAACAACAAAAAUUUUUUUUGGUGCUUUACUUCCCCAUAAUCAGCCAGUCCUUUAGUCGAAAACAUGUGGGUGGCGAACUUUCGUGACGUUUAAUCAAUGGAGAAUAUAAGUGGAUUAGAAAUUUUGAAAAUUGUGAAUGCUUAUUAAUAAUGAUCAAUUGACGUCUUCGUUGGAAAUGUGUCAACAUAAUACUGUCUUCCUGAGAGUGUUAGGAGUUUUCAUACUAUUUUUAUUUCAAGAAUCUAAACCUGUAAGUUGGGAAGAAUGGUGGACAUAUGAUGGAAUUUCCGGUCCUGCUUUUUGGGGUCUUAUCAAUCCUGAAUGGUCUCUCUGUAACAAAGGUAGAAGACAGUCUCCUGUAAAUUUGGAGCCGUCUAGACUAUUAUUCGAUCCCAAUCUUCAACCACUUCAUUUGGAUAAACAUCGUGUGAAAGGCAUUCUCACUAACACCGGGCACAGUGUAGUUUUCACUGUGGAUAAUGAAACAAGACAUCCUGUAAAUAUUUCUGGCGGCUCUCUCAGUUAUCGAUACCAAUUUCAUGAAAUUCAUCUACACUAUGGAUUAUAUGACGAAAGUGGAAGUGAGCAUACUGUCGAUGGAUAUGCAUUUCCAGCGGAAAUGCAGAUUUUUGGCUUUAACUCUCAAUUGUACAAUAAUUUUUCGGAAGCCUUGCAUCGAGCUCAAGGCAUAGUAGCAGUAUCCCUCCUGUUACAAGUAGGUGAUCUUUCCAACCCAGGCUUAAGAAUUUUUACUGAGCAACUGGACAAAAUACUCUAUGGAGGAGAAUCUAAGGAUAUUUUGAAUUUUGCGGUGCGAGAACUUUUACCGGACACGAACCAUUACAUGACAUAUGACGGCUCCAUUACUCUGCCGGCUUGUCAUGAAACAACCACAUGGAUCAUAUUAAAUAAACCAAUCUAUAUAACUAAACAACAGCUUCUCGCCUUGAGAAAAUUGAUGCAGGGUGAUAAAAAAAAUCCAAAAGCGCCUCUUGGAAAUAAUUAUAGACCACCACAACCUCUUCAUCAUCGACCUGUUCGAACUAAUAUUAAUUUUAAUGUGCAGGGACCUAAAAAUUGUCCAACCAUGCACAGGGAUUUAUACUACAAAGCAAAUAGUUGGAAAUAAUCAUGAUCAGAAGAAACGAUAUUUCUCUCACUGCAUUACGCUUUCACUUCCAAAAAAGAAGAAAAUAAAUAUUUAACAGAAGAAGGACGUAACAUAUCAAGACGUGCGCUCAACUAGCACGUUACCGUGUGUGGUCAGAAAAUUGCUUCGUAGUAACUAAUUACUCGUGCAUUGCCAAGUAUUUCUCCAGUAAAGAUAUCCCCUAGUUACUUAGAAAAAAGUGACGUAAGAGUAUAUGAAAAAUAUAUAUAUAUAAAUACAUAUGUCGAUAAAUAUUAAAAGCUAUGACUAUCGAAGCUAGCGCGGAAAAUGGAAGUGUGUAUAAAAUACGCAAGAAAUUAAAACGCAUUGGCGAACUAAGAGUUUAUACUAUAUUCUUUUAAUAAAACUUUAUAAAUGUA